AUGGAUUUAGCUGAGUUUGACUUCGAAGUCAUCCGGGACACAAGUCCAUGCCUUUCUCUGCCGUUUACACCCCGAGAGGAACUACCAAGAGAGGAUUGGAUCAAUGUGAUCGUCAAAAACUCUAGACUGACUGGCUGGCUAUCUAGUAACGGUAUUCGAUUUUCAGUUACGGAUUUAUCUUCACCCUUCUCCCGGAUUCUUCCGACAAUCCAUGUUUAUCGUGUCGAUAUUUCACUCUACGACGCCCAAUUCGAUCCAGAGACUGGUCACAAGAUACCCAUUCCCUCUGACGUCAUUGGUGAGGUUACUGCUGCAUUGAACCGUUUCAAGAUUGUAUGUGCCGACCUUAAGGUUCCUGAGAGUCAGAUUCAUGUAGUCGCCACUGAAGCAACACGCGCUGCUCUCAACUCUGCUGAAUUCCUCAAUAGAAUCCAUGCGGACACCGGGCUUUCUGUUGACUUGCUCCCGAAAGAAGAAGAAGGGCGCAUUGGCUCUUUGGGUGUUGCAAGUGGCUUCUCUGAUAUUGGGGGCCUCAUGAUGGACCUAGGAGGGGGCAGCACACAGAUCACCUGGAUCAUAUCACAGGGUGGUAACGUGAGGAUUAGCGAUCGAGGGUCGAUUAGCUUUCCUUACGGGGCGGCAGCCCUCACGAAAACUUUGGAGGACCUGAAAAGGGGGAAGUCCAAGCACGAAGCAGACAAGGCGCGAGAUAGGCUGUAUCAGGAGAUGAAGACAAAUUUUGAAAAUGCAUAUCAGAGGCUGCAGGUGCCUGAAAGCUUAGUGGCCGAGGCAAAGGAGAAUGGUGGGUUUCCUCUGUAUCUUUCAGGGGGCGGCUUCAGAGGAUGGGGCUACUUACUUCUGUAUGUGAGUCAAAGUGGCCAGACACCCUACCCCAUUUCAAUCAUCAAUGGUUACACAGUGGGCAGGGAGAGGUUCGAGAAUACCAAAGCAAUGGAAGAGGUUGCUCGGACUGCACAUUCCAUCUUCAGGGUCUCCGAUCGGAGACGAAAGCAAGUUCCUGCCGUCGCGUUUCUUAUCAACGUUUUGUCUAAUGCAAUUCCACAUGGAAUUCGACUUGCGCACUUCUGUCAAGGCGGAGUACGAGAAGGCCUUUUGUUCAAAGAGCUUCCGCCCAGUAUCAGAGCUCAGGAUCCAUUGGAGGUUACUACACAACGAUUCGCUCCAGAAUCAGCCGAGAUGCUAUGUAACCUUUUGAUGUUUUCUUUUCCUGCGCCCUCCAGAGGAGGCAGUCGCAGAUUCCCAGACUCCAUCAGCAAGCAUGUUAUACGUGCGUUUGCAAACACCAUGUAUGUUCACACCAUCAUGGAUAAAGAGCUAGCUUCUACGACGGCUAUGUAUAGCACAAGCACCGGUCUCCUCGCUUUUACUCGCGGGGUAUCUCAUCAAGAUCGGGCAAGGCUUGCCCUUAUGUUGGAAUCACGUUACAUGGGAGAGCUGCCCCCACGCGAGUCAAAGUUCAAGGAAGCGCUUCAAUCUAUCAUUUCACCUGAAGAGGUGUGGUGGACUGCAUAUCUUGGGAGAGUGGGAUAUCUGCUCGGCCGCCUCUAUCCUUCAGGCAAUGUUGAUGAAAGCAAACCUCGCGUCGUUCUCUCGUCUCAAUGGGCUUGGGACUUGGGACACAAGAAGAAGGGGCAGGGGUUGCAGCUGACAAUUUCGGUGCAAAGAAUGAAGGAGGAUCCCGCGAAAUUGAAGAAGGCAUUGAGGGACCAUGUAAAUAUAAUUGAGAAGAUUGGUAAGAAGAAGAAUUGGGCCGGGGGUCCGGAUGGAUGGGGAAUGAAAGUAAAGGUAAAGGUUGUAGAAGAAGAUAUAAUGUAG
This is a messenger RNA of Fusarium pseudograminearum CS3096, 1836 nucleotides long. RefSeq lists its product as uncharacterized. NCBI's taxonomy places the organism in Eukaryota, Fungi, Ascomycota, Sordariomycetes, Hypocreales, Nectriaceae. The transcript is spliced from 2 exons. The record is from RefSeq and is a predicted model, not a curated record. Bases 1 to 1836 code for a protein of 611 amino acids. Gene Ontology annotation, biological process: regulation of transcription by RNA polymerase II.